GCAGCCAGGAAAGAGAGAAGAGAGAGAGAGAGAGAGCCCGAGCGGCCUGUCUGUGUUCUGCUGUGAGGCCCCUCAUGUCUGGCCAAAAGAUUGCUGGAGCCUCCAAUCCCUCCUGUGUGCUACCCCUAACCACCAGGAAAGGGGACACCCCAACCUGCGGCAUAGUCAACGCGUGACCACCAGCCGGGCACCACUGCAAAGCCAUUGCCUAAAGAGAAGAAAGAAGAGACUGCAAAUAACAUCCAGCACCCCCCCCAAAAAUAGAAAAGGGAUCUUCAGUCAAGUGUCUUUCUGCGUUGACCCUGUCCGGCAUGUCCUCCUGGGAAUAUUGGAAUAUUUUUCGAUGAAAGAUGGAGCCCCCCCCAACCUUGGCGUUGAUGGAAUAUAAUAUGUAUUAUUCUCUCCCUUUGGGUUCGCGAUGUUGAGCUGCUCCUAAAUUUUUCCAGAGGGAAGGAGAAAGGAGGUCCACCGCAGGUUCCACGGUCCUCCUGGUGUGUGUGUGAUUCGCCACAUAUUACCGUAUGGACUGCAUUUCCUUACUCUGGUGUGGUCGGUCUGCAUCUGGAGAUAUCUGCUUUCCUGAAUGACUGUAUUUAGCUGCCAGAACAGGGAGACAGGAGAGGCUACUUUGCAUGGAGGCGCAAGUGAGUGCUGCCUCAGGCAGGCUGGAAGCUGUCAAAACCCUUCUGUUAGUCUGUAGCUGAAGGUUAGGAGGGGGCGGUAGUGUUAGUGGUUGAGGUGGAGGGGGGGUGCGAGGUGGAAAAAAGGAAAAAAAAAAAGUCCUAGGAAAAGUAUAUAUCCACAAUAUGGCUUCCCCCGUGAACCAGCAGCUGCUGCACCAUACGGAGGUGAGGUGUGAUGGCAGCGGGGACAGUACUAGUGUAACUGUGAAAAUUAAUAGGCAGCACCACCAAGCACCUUCCAGACGUUGCAAAUACAGCAUAUCAUCCAGCUGCAGCUCGGGGGAGUCUGGAGUAAAGAAGGGUGGAGGAGCUGGAGGUGUUCGGAAACAGAAGAAGCUCCCUCAGCUUUUCGAAAGGUCUACAUCCAACUGGUGGAACCCUAAAUUCGAUUCUAGUAACCUAGAGGAAGCCUGCGUGGAGAGAUGCUUCCCACAGACGCAGCGCAGGUUUCGCUACGCUCUACUUUACCUCUCCGUGUCUGGGCUCCUGUGGAGCAUCUACUUUGGUGUCCAUAUGACAGACAGACUUAUUGGCUACCUUGUACCAACCCUGUGCUUCCUUGUGGUGUGCCUAAGCUUUUUCUUCUUCACCUUUACUAAAUCUUAUGCCCGGCACUGCAUGGCAGUCUCCAUACUGGUCACACUGCUGGUCUUUGCCUUGACUCUGGCCUCUCAGUUCCAAGUUUUGACUCCUAAAAAUGCCCGCAAUGGCCUGUCAAACUUUACUUCCCUUCCAAUUCCCGCUUCAGCUUCUUGCAUGUCCCAAGUUGGGAGUUUCUCCAUUUGUGUGGAGGUUUUGCUCCUUCACUACACAGUCAUGCACUUGCCCUUGUACCUCAGUGCCUGUCUUGGGGUAGUUUACUCUAUUCUUUUCGAGACAUUUGGAUACCACUUUCGUGACGAAGGAUGUUUUGCUCCUUUGGUGGACAGGAUGGCUCAUUGGGAACUAUUAAGUAAAGCGCUAUUGCAUGUUUGUAUUCAUGCUAUUGGAGUGCAUCUCUUCAUAAUGUCUGAAGUCCGAUCACGCAGCACUUUCUUAAAGGUUGGCCAGUCUAUCAUGCAUGGAAAAGAUCUGGAAGUGGAGAAGGCCCUCAAAGAAAGGAUGAUUCACUCUGUCAUGCCAAGGAUUAUUGCCGAUGACCUAAUGAAGCAGGGUGAUGAUGAGAGUGAGAAUUCGGUGAAACGCCAUUCGGCAUCAAGCCCCAAGAGUCGCAAAAAGAAGCCCUCUAUCCAAAAGACACCUAUUGUCUUCAGGCCCUUCAAGAUGCAAAGAAUAGAACAAGUGAGCAUAUUGUUUGCUGAUAUUGUAGGAUUCACUAAGAUGAGCGCCAACAAGUCUGCCCAUGCCCUCGUGGGUCUUCUCAAUGACUUGUUUGGCCGUUUUGACCGGCUCUGUGAGGAGACAAGAUGUGAGAAGAUAAGCACCUUGGGUGACUGCUACUACUGUGUGGCAGGAUGCCCUGAACCACGGGCAGAUCAUGCCUACUGUUGCAUCGAGAUGGGCCUUGGCAUGAUCGAAGCCAUUGAGCAGUUCUGCCAGGAAAAGAAAGAGAUGGUCAACAUGCGUGUUGGCGUGCACACUGGUACGGUGCUAUGUGGUAUCCUUGGCAUGCGUAGGUUUAAAUUCGAUGUGUGGUCCAACGAUGUCAACCUUGCCAAUCUUAUGGAGCAGCUUGGAGUUGCUGGCAAAGUGCACAUUUCCGAAAAAACUGCAAAAUAUCUAGAUGAUCGCUACCUGAUGGAAGACAGUUUGGUGGUGGAACGCGUUGGGCAAAUUGUGGCAGCCGAUCAGCUGAAAGGCCUGAAGACGUACCUGAUCUCGGGGCGCAGGCCGCGUGUCCCCAGCUGCAGCUGCUCCCAGACCCUGCUUCCACUCCAGGAGGGGUCAGACCCUGGCAGCGGCUCACAGACGCCCCACGGUGUUGGGGGUGUCAUUACAGACAGCACCAGUGACUCUCUGCUUCAUUGCUCUCACAUGGAUAGGCUCAAGAGCUGUCCGUCCUGUGGAGAAACUGGAGUCCGGGAUGGAGUGGAAGAAGGAGCAUCAGCUGUAAAUGGGACCCCAGAAGAAUAUAAAGGAGGGGGCGCUCGGCCCACAGCCAUUGGACGUCAUUUAAAAACACAAAAUGGCCUCCUCAGCCCCCCUCCAGAAGAGACCCUGAACAACAGCCAGGCCUCCUUGUAUGAGAUGCUUCAAGAAAAGAGUCGCUGGUGUGGGGUCAGUAUGGACCAGUCCGCUCUCCUCCCCCUCCGCUUCAAAAACAUCAGAGAGAAGACGGACGCUCACUUUGUGGAGGUUAUAAAAGAAGACAGCCUAAUGAAUAAUUACUUCUUCAAUCCCCCCAUCAACCGCCUGAGCCUGAACUUCCAGGACAAGGAGCUGGAGUCGGCAUACCAAGGCAGCUACCAGGAAGAGGUGAUGCGUAUGGCUCCAGUGAAGACCUUCGCCAGUGCCACGUUCAGCUCCCUGCUCGACGUGUUUCUCUCUUUCUUCAUCUUCAUCCUUCUUUCCAUCACAUGUUUCUUAAAGCCGGGUACAGUCCCCGUAUCUCCCCCAACCCCGGCACUUGUGGUGCUAGCGGUCUGUGGCCUCCUGGGCUUCCUCUCUUUGCUUGUUUCAAUAAGGAUGGCAUUCUAUCUAGAGGACAUGUUCCUGUGCACCAGAAGGCUUCUGGAGAUCAUUUCUGGUUGGCUCCCACGUCACCUCAUUGGCACUGUGCUUGUGUCUCUCCCGGCUGCUGUCGUCUUCUCCUACCUGACCCAGGACUUCUACACCAACGCACAUUACACUAUGUUCCUGUGCUCCGCUCUCCUGAUCCCAAUCGUCCAGUACUGUAACUUCUGCCAGCUCAGCUCCUGGCUCCGCUCCUCUCUGGCAACCCUGGCAGGGGCCACGCUGUUGAUUCUACUGUAUGUGCCGCUCUUUCCAGAUGAGCCUCCAUUGACACCGGAAUCAGACGAAACAACAAAUUCCAGCUCUUCCCCUCCACCCGAUGUCAUUCUGGGCAUCAGCAAUACCAGUAAGCCAUCGUCACAGCUCGGGCAGGAGAUCACCGUGGCCUACUUCCUCCUCCUCCUAUUGGUUUGGUUCCUGAACCGGGAGUUCGAGGUCAGCUACCGCUUGCACUACCAUGGUGACGUAGAGGCGGACCUUCACCGAACUAAAAUCCAGAGUAUGAGAGAUCAGGCAGACUGGCUUCUCCGUAACAUCAUCCCCUACCAUGUGGCCGAGCAGCUGAAGGUCUCCCAGAGCUACUCCAAAAAUCACGACGACGCCGGCGUCAUAUUCGCCAGCAUAGUCAACUUCAGCGAGUUCUAUGAAGAGAACUACGAAGGAGGAAAAGAGUGCUACCGUGUCCUCAACGAACUGAUCGGAGACUUCGAUGAACUUCUCAACAAGCCCCACUAUUCCUGCAUUGAGAAGAUCAAGACCAUUGGCGCUACCUACAUGGCCGCUUCUGGACUCAACCCGUCUCAAUGCCAGGACAGCAGCCAGCCCCACCGCCACCUGCAGACGCUCUUUGAAUUUGCCAAGGAAAUGAUGAGCGUGGUGGAUGAUUUCAACAACAACAUGCUAUGGUUUAACUUUAAGCUCCGCAUUGGGUUUAACCAUGGUCCUCUGACGGCCGGCGUUAUUGGGACCACCAAGCUGCUUUAUGACAUCUGGGGGGACACAGUGAAUAUUGCCAGUAGGAUGGACACAACGGGUGUGGAAUGUCGUAUCCAGGCAAGCGAAGAAAGCUAUAGGGUGUUAGUGAAAAUGGGCUAUGACUUUGACUACAGAGGGACUGUCAACGUCAAGGGCAAAGGACAGAUGAAAACGUACCUCUUCCCGAAAUGCACAGACAAUGGCGGCCUGGUGCCCCACCAUCAACUGUGUAUCUCUCCGGACAUCCGGGUGCAGGUGGACGGGAGCAUUGGACGGUCGCCUACGGAUGAAAUUAGCAGCCUGGUGACAGGAGGCAAAGGGGCGGUGGAAGCAGGAAGUGGGGAGGCAGGACGCAAGCAGGACAAGACAGACAACAGAGGCCGUGAUGGCGGAGCACGGUGAGGCCGGUGGAGUGGAGAAGGACCAUAUGAAGCAUGUGGGGCCAUCAGUGAUGAACGAGACUGAUGGCCCUAUUGAGCACUUAUGCUCCACACUGUGCCAGCUCAUGGACCUGUUCAUUCUAUACCAAGAGCCACUGCAUCAUUCCGCAACUCAGUCUUAUGGUGAUGUGGCUUCCAAUGGAUAUCUAUAUAGAAAGCUCUUAAAUUCUUCUAGCGCUGGUGGACCUGUGUGUCCUGAGUUCAUUUUACACUGUCACCUGCUUAUGGUGGAUUAUAUGGUCCUGUAUAGAAGAGCGUUGGGGGCUAUAAUAUGUCCCCAGUUGGGUAAGGUUGGCUAGUAAGGGCAAGGAUCCGAUAUCAUCGAGGGUGCAUCCGCCAAUUUGCUAUGUGGUGGCGUUAUUUCUCUUACCAUCAUGUCUAUGGAGGUGUCCAGCCUCCUCCCGCGAGUUGCACAGACACUGGACUAUAUAUAAGUCGGAAGACCAUUCUCUUAAGCCCCAUCUCAUGCCUCCACCUCUUCGUCAGCCAUACUGAGGAUUGAACUAAGUGCCUUCCGCUCUCUGGGCCUGUCCUGCCCAGAUGCGAUGACAGUGACACCUUGCCGCAAUUCUCGCUAUUACUUGCCAAAAGCAUGCGCCUCCUUGGACUGCUGCCCGCCCACGGGAAACAAGUGGUGAUGGGACUGAGAUUUCUGAUUGGGGAAAAUGGGUAGUGAGAUAUCUCCUUUUGUUUCUUGACAAUGCGAUUGUAAUGUGUUUUCGGUAACACUUUAGCUGCCUACCAGAUCCCAUUAGCUAUAGCUGUGAUGCCUAUACAGGGUAAAAACUGAAUUUCAAGGGUUUUUUACGAAAAAAAUCCAGUCUUCUCUUGUAUAGCCCAUCUUUGUUGCCAUAGCAGAACAAUGUUAUAAGGUACCUCUCUUGCAAAAAAAAACAAAAUGGUGUUAAGCACUCGAAACCUUCUCCUGUUCACCAAGCUGUGGCGGCCAUGUUGAUGCCAAGACUAGUCUUUUAAAGGGGAAGUAUCACUUUUUUUUUCAUCUGACGUUUCAGCCAUGUGUCAUAAUCUAUGUGCAAUAUUAUAGUAUAGAACUUUAGUUACUAGUGAGAAUAUAUGCAUUUAACACAUUGACUUUUGUCAAUGAUUCUCAUUUCGGAUCCCAGAUUUCAUGGGAAAUUGUAUCUAAUUUUUUUUCUUGGUACAUCCCAGCCACCGGUUUGAAUGUAUUAUAUUAAUAUUUUAGAGAAUUUUUGAACUAUUUUUUUUUUUUUUUUUUUAGAUAACAUAAUAUACAAGUAUUUCUUUCCUCCCUCUGACCACCAUAUAUAGUAGUGCUGGGCUUUUAAAAGGGUACUCCAGAGGAACAAAACUGUUUUCUCAUCAUCUGGUGCCAGAAAGUUAAACAGAUUAUACUUCUAUUUAAAAAUCUUAAUCCUUCCAGUACUUAUCAGCUGCUGUAUGCUCCAGAGAAAGUUGUGUAGUCAUUCCAUUCUGACCACAGUGCUCUCUGCUGCCACCUCUGUCUGUGUCAGGAAUUGUCCAGAGCAGAAGAAGUUUGCUAUGGACAUUUGCUCCUUCUCUGGGUAGUCUCUGACAUGGCCAGAGGUGGUGUCACGUUGGGCAGGGAUAAGGUAAAGCCCUGAACUCAACAACACCCUCUGACCCUUCCAAUUGCGUAUUUGUCCUAAGGAAAGGAUCCACAACCACAAGGACAGUCCCUGCCUGUCUACGUGCUGGGGCUUCAGAGUCAAAAUAAUAAACUACAGAGGCCAUUGCUAUUUACUGGAGAUACCUCUUUCACUGGCAAACUCUGGAGGCCACAGCAGGUCUUAAAGGGCCAGAAAGUUAAACAGAUUUGUAAAUUACUUCUAUUAAAAAAUCUUAAUCCUUCCAGUACUUAUUAGCUACUGAAUACUACAGAGGAAAUUAUUUUGUUUUUGGAACACACAGCUCUCUACUGACAUCACGAGCACAGUGCUCUCUGCUGACAUCUCUGUCCAUUUUAGUAACUGUCCAGAGCAGCAUAUGUUUGCUAUGGGGAUUUUCUCCUACUCUGGACAGUUCUUAAAAUGGACAGAGAUGUCAGCAGAGAGCACUGUGUUCCAAAAAGAAAAGUAUUCAGCAGCUAAUAAGUACUGGAAGGAUUAAGAUUUUUUAAUAGAAAUAAUUUACAAAUCUGUUGAUUUAAAAAAAAAAAAAAAAAGUUUUCCACCGGAGUACCCCUUUAAAUAGCCAGCAACAUAUAUGAGGCCUCAGUAUUGGUCAGCUGUCCACAGCCCCAGAUUGGCUAGGGCUUAGCCACAGCAACCAAGCCAAGUCAGAUAUCAGGAAAAUGUAACCAUUUGCACCAGACGAGUCCUUAGAGGUGGCAGCAGAGAGCACUGUGGUCAGACUGGAAAGAACUACACAACUUCCUCUGGAGCAUACAGCAGCUGAUAAGUACUGGAAGAAUUAAGAUUUUUAUAUAGGAGUCAUUUUGAAAUCUGUUUAACUUUCUUGCACCCGUUGAUAAAAAAAAAUAAAAAAAAAAUAAAGUUUUUCUUUCAGAAUACCCCUUUAAGUGUAUUAAUGCCCUCUCAGUCACUAGGCAUGGUAUCCUGCUCUAAUCCUAUAUCUAAUUACCCCAGCCAAGGAACAGGGGCUUGUUGGCACCCACCAAAAGCUUCACCAAAUCCCUGGGCCUAGAUUACUUGCUUACAGUCCACAUUUUUCCCAGGACAACUGGGUUAAAAAGGGGCGGGGUUUAUGUAAACUCUUUACAAAAGUGGCCUUUUUUAGGGGGGCAUUUCUGGGCGGUCACAGGGGCAGAGUUUGAAUGCCCCAAUUUUUUCAUUUUUUUUUUAUUCAACAGAUACAUCAUGUGACCCAUUAAGCAUAUAAUCCCGAAACGGAUACUUCCUCUUUAAUAAGUAGAAAUACUGUAUUCUUAUUACGGCAAAGGUCAGAUAGUUAUAUUUCCUAGGUGUUUAUGUGUUAAAGUGGGCUUACAGCAAAAAAAGACCCUAAAAUAGCUACCUGUGUACAUACGUGAGCAUAUAUAUUACUCCAUAGGGCCAAAUUUAGAAACGUUAGACCGGCGGUCUCCAACUAGGGGGUGUUGUGGCUGUCUGGGCAUAGUGGGAGUUGUAGUUUUGCAACAGCUGGAGAGCCGCAAGUUGGCGAUGAAACAGAUAUGGCUGCCUCUAUUUAUUGAUCAUAUAAACCUCUAUACCAGCAAGAUGCAGGGGUAAUCUAUAAUAUAUGAGUGAAAUACAGUCAGUAUAAGAAGCAUUAAAGGGGUACUCUGGUGGAAAACUGUUUUUUUUUUUUUAAUUAUUUAAAUGAACUGGUGCCAGAAAGUUA
Molecule: messenger RNA, 8074 nt
Organism: Hyla sarda
Lineage: Eukaryota; Metazoa; Chordata; Amphibia; Anura; Hylidae
Gene: ADCY9
Product: adenylate cyclase 9
Exons: 10
Coding region: 807-4733 (1308 amino acids)
Biological process (GO): cyclic nucleotide biosynthetic process; intracellular signal transduction; adenylate cyclase-activating G protein-coupled receptor signaling pathway
Molecular function (GO): adenylate cyclase activity
Source: RefSeq, a predicted model, not a curated record